AGGCGUUAUAGGUUAUUAAUUGCUUUUUCUUCCCUUUUCGUAAACGCGAAUCUGCCAAAAUAAGUAUCAGGGUUGUAGUUUAUCGACCACCGAAGCCUUAAAAAAAGCAUUGAUCAUCAGUGAUCGGGUCAGCUCCAAAUCGAUGACCGGCAGCCAAACUUCAAACUUGGCGAAAGCUCGCAAAAUAAAAUAAAAGCCUAUCAAGUAAAACAAAGAGAAAGAACCAGCGGUGAAAAGAGAAAGAGAGCAAAUAAACAAACUUAUAUAUACGUUGGAAUUUCGAACCUAACAGUUCACGGUGAACAGUUGAGCAGAGACAAGCUUCGGUCGACCCGACAGUGUUGAUAAUCUCUUCUUACUCCGGUAGGAACGAACCUGACAUACAAAGUGUUACUAGACAAGGUUUGUAGGUCAGUCUGGUCGACGUGCGACGUAAUAAAAGAGUGAAAGUACAAGGUAGCAAACAAACAUGAAGACAACGUUGGUGUACAGUGUGUUAGUACUGCUGAUAGUGUCGAUCCCUCAGAACGUGAGUGAAUUUUCAUGCGAAUUACGCACGGGCAAGACUUCAAAGGCGCCAUCGAUCAGUGCACCAAGGAGUUCGACAUGGAUAUGGAUGUGGUGAUCUCGCUCAAGUAUGGAGAUUUCAGUGAACGUGACCCGCUGAUUGAGUGCUUUACCGAGUGUCUGAUGAAACGGUCGGGAUUUAUGUACGACGAUUUCACCUACAACAAGACGCUGAUCAUCGGUUUCGCCGGGCGAUAUCUGGAACCGGAGGGGGCACAAAACGUUUACGACAACUGCAUCGACAGAUUUGGCACGACGGUAUGUGUAACCGGAUUCGAGAUGUAUCAGUGUAUCCACGAAACCGCCGUUUCCGAAUGGGUGGAAAGCAAUUUCUAGCCGCCACAGAAGACACCAUACCCAGCUGUGUGUACCUCUGCUGACUGCUGGUUUGAGUGAUAUGAUUGGACGUCCAAUUGUUUUAUUUCGUUAGGUGUUAAUGAUUUCAUCGGAACUUAUUUAUUAGUUUUCUUCUAUUGUUAUUUAUUGAAUAGUAUUUAUUUUCCUCCUAUUUUUUAGUUUGAUUAUGAGUAUGCAUUGGCAUAGAAAUAAGCAAAGACGAUAAAAGCUUUAAUAGUAUAUAUCAGGUUAUUGAAACUCGAAUGGUCACAUGUCAUAUCACAUACAAACAUUUUCAUGGUGAAAUCAUUGAAAUAUCGCAGUACAUCCAUAUAGUUCUUAACAGAAUAUAUGUACAGUUAGCAAUAGUUUAAGAUAAUUAGUACAAUAAGCAACCGAAAGUGUGGUAGAAUAUAACAUCUUUAAUUUGUAACUACAAGGUUCUAAAUCAA
Messenger RNA from Wyeomyia smithii (pitcher-plant mosquito), 1355 nucleotides. RefSeq names its product general odorant-binding protein 56d-like. Gene Ontology annotation, biological process: sensory perception of smell. NCBI's taxonomy places the organism in Eukaryota, Metazoa, Arthropoda, Insecta, Diptera, Culicidae. Gene Ontology annotation, molecular function: odorant binding. The record is from RefSeq and is a predicted model, not a curated record. The coding region runs from base 544 to 903 and encodes 119 amino acids. The transcript is spliced from 4 exons.